This is a messenger RNA of Exaiptasia diaphana, 606 nucleotides long. RefSeq names its product thioredoxin-like protein YneN. The transcript has a single exon. The record is from RefSeq and is a predicted model, not a curated record. The coding region runs from base 1 to 606 and encodes 201 amino acids. Lineage: Eukaryota; Metazoa; Cnidaria; Anthozoa; Actiniaria; Aiptasiidae. Gene Ontology annotation, molecular function: oxidoreductase activity.
AUGGAAAGCGAAAGUGCACAGGGAACGCUGAAUUCUAUGCCGUUGGACGACCUGAGGCCCGGUUUAGGGCGCGAGGCCCAUUGGGCCUUCAUGAUCGUUGCGGUGGCGAUGCUCGGUCUGUUGCUCUGGCCCCACGAGGAAGACGACACGGCACCGAUGGGCAAUUUGGUGGACGCGAGUGGUCGCGUGGUACCCCUCGCUUCCCAAACCGCUCCCGUGACGCUGAUCCAUUUCUGGUCGACCUGGUGCCCGCCCUGUAUUACCGAAACCCCGGCGAUUCAACGCCUUGCGGCAGACUACGCGGACAAUCCCCGUUUCCAGCUGGUGAUGGUGGCCGUGGCCGACGACACCCAAAAGGUGAGCGAGUUUUUGGGCGCCUCAGGGCCGGGGCUCUUCGAUCCCGAUUGGAAAGUGGCCCGCAGCUACGGUACCCAGAAAUUGCCGGAAACCCACCUCGUGGUUCGCGGGCGUUUGGUGGACAGCUACAUCGGCGCCGUCAAUUGGGAUGAUCCGGAGAUCCGAGGUCAAAUCGAGGACGCUCUCGGAAUGGCCAUUCGCGAGGAAGCGGAAGAAGCCGCGGAGGCAGCACAAACGGCGACCGGCUAG